AUGUUUGAAGAUGGCAGCGUAGAUUGGAAGGGUCUCGAGAAGCUCGUUGAGUGGCACAUAGAACAAGGCACUAAUAGUAUUGUUGCUGUCGGUACAACUGGCGAAGCAUCUACUCUUAGCAUGGCAGAACACACAGAAGUAAUUAAAGAAAUUAUCCGUGUUGCCAAUAAACGUAUUCCAAUUAUUGCCGGUACUGGUGCAAACUCGACACACGAAGCGAUUGAACUCACCAAAGAAGCCAAACAACUCGGCGCAGAUGCCGCACUUUUAGUUACCCCUUAUUAUAACAAACCAACGCAAGAAGGUUUAUUCCAACACUAUAAGGCAGUUGCUGAAGCUGUUGAUUUACCUAUCAUUCUUUACAACGUACCUGGUCGUACUGGUGUAGAUCUGCACAACGACACCGCGAUUCGUUUAGCAGAUAUUCCUCAAAUCGUAGGAAUUAAAGAUGCGACUGGCGAUGUUCCUCGUGGUAAAGAGCUGAUUGAUGGUUUAAAAGGCAAAAACAUGGUGGUGUAUUCAGGUGAUGAUGCGACUGCGAGUGAAUUGAUUCAGUUAGGCGCCCACGGCAAUAUUUCAAACAAUACCGUGCACCACUGCGUGAAGAACUCAAAGCAGUGGGUCUCAUUUAAUAAGAGCUUAAGCCACUUAGCUACCCUGAAGGUUCAACAGUUAGACCUGCAACGCCAAUGUAUCCAGCUCCUAUUGUUGACCCUCUUGCACUUCAGCAUGCACCAAAAUUUGAAAAUAAACGAGGCAACCGUUACGAGGUUCCUCGUCCAGAUGUUGCUCAAAUCAGUGCACCUGCUGAUGAAGUUUCUGCAUCAACUGAAAGUGUUGGUCGUCCUCAAAUUUUAA
Molecule: messenger RNA, 858 nt
Organism: Oppiella nova
Lineage: Eukaryota; Metazoa; Arthropoda; Arachnida; Sarcoptiformes; Oppiidae
Source: the annotation of a GenBank genome assembly